Messenger RNA from Anopheles stephensi (Asian malaria mosquito), 3177 nucleotides. RefSeq names its product putative mediator of RNA polymerase II transcription subunit 12. The transcript has 3 exons. NCBI's taxonomy places the organism in Eukaryota, Metazoa, Arthropoda, Insecta, Diptera, Culicidae. The record is from RefSeq and is a predicted model, not a curated record. The coding region runs from base 661 to 2712 and encodes 683 amino acids.
CCGAAUCGCGGGAGGUGAACGCUAUGAAAACCGUGCCAAACGGCGCGCAAUUCGUUUAGACGCAACCGAGCGGUCGAGGCGUAAGUGCGUGCGCAUCGUAUGCUCUCCGGCAUCCUCUACAGAACUGCUGAGCGUUUUUUUGUACGGAGUGUGGUUUCGUGUGAAUGUUUUUUUUUUGUGUUGGGAGGACAUGAGUGAGCUCAAGUGCUAGUUUUGUCUUCAAGUUGUGAAAACAUGUGGAGUUUAGUUACGUUUUAGAAAGAAAGCAACGAAAAGGUUAUGCUGCUAGCCAGCGUGAUUCGAACAGUGCAAAACAGUCAGUCCAUCAUCGUGUUACUUCAGUGUUUACCUUCCGCGCUUUACCGUCCGUGACGAGCGCAAGAAAGGAAGGAAGAAAAAGCAAACCAAAGUACGCUACCUCAAGUGCCGGAUAUCGUGUAGGGUUGUUGGGUGUUGCAUGCUUAGCUAGGGCGCCAUUUGUAACGGUCCCUCGUGUAGUUCCGGUGCGUUGUGGUGCAGAUCAGAACCGAGCGGGACGUGCAAUCGGGCAAACUACGAAGUGAGGCUCGGGAGUUGUGGUAGCACACGUUCUUGGUGUAGUUGUGCAGAGUGUUGUGACGUCUUCUAGUAACCGAACGUGAUACGAACAAACCGUGCAACAUGAGGUGGCAAAUCGUGUUGCUUCUGGUGUCAGUGGCACUUGCUUCCGGCGAGAAGAAACUCGAGAAAAGGCCCACCAAGAAAGCCCACUCGCUCAAACCGACCAAAUCGCCCAAAUCGAUCAUCGAGGAGUUCACCGCCCUCCCGCCAGCCGAUGUGGACUUCAUCAAGGAACUGGACCGCCAGUUCCGCGAGCAUGGCAACAAGAUCCGCAUCAAGGUGGAACGCAGCAAUGGCACGGACGGCAAGAACAUGAAGCGUACGAUUGACGGUGAUCUGGGAUACGGUCACUACAGCAAUCAGGCCGAUUCGGGGUAUCAUUUUUCCAAGCCGAAAUACAUGAUCUACCCAUACUCGCAGCAUGACAUUCCGCCGGUCCGAUCGACGCACAGUACCCACGAAACGGUGACGGACAUUGAAAUAACUCCAUCGCACAGCUACGAGCUAAAGCCGAUCGAAGAGGUGUACACGGUCUACCCGACACAGCAGUACUCGCAGGAACAGCAGCAGUACUACCAUCAGCAUCACCAGUCAGCUCAGCAAUCGAAGCAGCUGUACCACCAGGAGGAAGAAACGCCCGUUAUUGUGCUUAAAAUCCCUGGUCCUUCGAAGUAUGCCGCUCACCUGCAGGCUCUCCUGCAGCAGUACCUCGAGAUACGGGCAGCACAGUUGUACAAAGAGCUGGAGGAACAGGAAUAUCACCAGCAGCAGCAGCAACAGUACCAGCAGCAGCAACAUCACCAGCAGCAGCAACUACAGCAUCAACAGCAGCACUACGUGCAGGAGCAGGAAGUACAUGCGCACCAUCAUCAUCUCCAGCAGCAACAGCAACAUCAACAGCAGCAAGAACUACAGCAGCAGCACCAUGAACAUCACACGAAGACCAAGUACAGCCAACCGGAUCCGGUCUAUCCAACAGAGAUCGCGUACGUUCCAAUGAUCCGCACCCAUCAGAACACCUACGUGCCGUUGCCAGAGCAGUACUAUGAAGCUCCAAAGACUCCUUCUCCGCGUCCUACGAAGCAUCGCAAAACGACCGUCACUCCGACGCACGUCACGUUCCACAGUACCGCACAGCCCGAGCCAGCCUAUCACUAUCAGACCUACCAUCCGGAGCAGCAUCAGCAACACGCUCAAGUGCACGAACAUCACGAACAGGCUCACGCACCAGAACAUCAGCAGAUCCAGUACCAGUACGUCGCUCAGCAACCCAGUGGACACGGAGAGGAUCACGAAACGCAGUACGUGUACGAGAAGCCAAUGGUCAACUUUGUCACUCCACUGCCGGAAACGGCUCACCACGCGCACCAGGAGGCCUACCACCAGCAGCAACACUCUCACCAUCAUCAACCUCCCCAGAAGUAUCCAAACUUUGCCGAGUACCAUCACCAUCAUCGGCCACAGCAGCAACAGGAAGAAGAGUACCUUCCGGAACCGAAGCUGGUCGAGAACUAUCCGAGCCACAAACAUACGCGCGUCAUCUACAAGAGUCCCUCGCUGAAGACCGAACUCCAGCAGGAAGCGCUACAGCAGCACGAACACUAUCACCACCAGCAACAGGAAGUCGCAGCCCAUCAACAUCACCAGCAGCAGCAGCAGCAGUACAUCCUGCAGGAAGUGUACCCAUCCCAAGCAUCGUACUUCGAGGACAAAUCGUUCGUUGAGUCCACCGGUCCGCAAGUAACGACCGACCGGAGUGAAACCGCCUCGCCACACUACAACACCGAGCAGGUGGUAGCGAUCACUCAGAAACCCAAGCGACUGUACAACUAUCACGCACACACCUCCGGCCAUCAUGGGUCGGGAUCGCGUGGAUCGCGCAUGGCGACCGGCGGAAGCCGAUCGAGGGCCGGCGGAUCUAGUAGCGCGAAAGCUUCCAGCAAGCGUGAUGCAGCUGCGUCACCCGCACCCUACACCGAGGAAGAGUUCCGAAAGGUUAACAAGAUGGUGCAGCGGAUGAAGAAGAAGAGUCGCACUACGCCGGCGGACGAUGCCGGGAUGAUGACCGUCACCGCCAAUCCCACUAGUCCGAGUCCGCGGAUGGGCGCUUAGAGCGCGCGUGUGUGUGGUUGCGUAGUUGUAAGCAGGUUUAGUGAAGUUCUAGUGAAUUGCUCAUCGCGUCUCUAAUCAGCGAUCCUCAUUUCUUGUCCUCUCGCUUUACCAACCUAUCCGAACAGAAGUAUUUCCCCCCAUGUUUGUAUUUAAAUUAUUAGUUGUUAUAAGUCGAUCGAAGGAGGAUCCAGAAGCAAACAAAAACUGGCCCAAAGUCAUGCAAAUGAUAGGAUGACAGAUGAUGCUGGUAGCAGAUGGCGUGUUCCCCUUAAUGUAGUAUAUGCAGCUGAGUUCUGUGUAGCAUUUGCUGCGGUUCAAGCGUUCAGGACAGCAAACGCGAAAAGGUUAAAGGUGGAUAAUACACGAGGGAAGAUGAAAUUAAGAUGGGAAGACAAAACAGUGUAACUAUUAAAGUGUAAAUGAUCAAACAUACCAGUUAUUAAAUAAAUUUAUAAACAAUCGAAU